AUGGACCGAAGGAAAAACGAAAGUAGUGCAAAAAGGCAAAUACUCACCGCUUUAAUAGCGACAAUCCCAACUUUCACUUACGGUAUACAAAUCGGCUGGCUGUCACCCAUGGGCCCAUUGCUCAAGUCUGAUUCCACACCAGCACAAGCGCCACUUACGGAUAAACACAUUUCGUGGAUGGCAGCAGCGCUACCGUUAGCUGGGAUCGCCGGCAUACCAUUUUUUAGUUACGCUUCAGAUAGAUUUGGGCGGAAGAUCUGCGUUAUUUUAGUUUCUGUGUUAUCUUGUAUAUCCUGGACAAUGAAGCUAACGGCAAUAAUGCCAGCAACUCUCAUAAUCGCUAGGGUUAUAGCCGGCCUUGCAGCAGGAGGUUGUUUUGUUGUAGUCCCAGUAUACGUCAAGGAAAUAUCCCAGGACACUCUUCGAGGAGCUCUUGGGUCCUUGAACAUGACUGUUUGCAAACUGGGCGUGAUCUUCGUGUAUGCUGUUGGGAUGGCAGCGUCGUAUAAAUUGAACCAAGUUGUAUAUUUAGCUGUUUCUGGUAUACAUGUGGUCCUGUUCUGUUUUAUGCCCGAAUCUCCAAAUUAUUUGCUCAAAAUUGGAAAAGAAAAGAAAGCGGUGAGGACGAUUGCAUGGCUCCGAAGCUUAAGCAAGAGCCAUAAGCUAGUAACAGAGGAGUUGCAUAAGCUGAAAGAAGAACAAAUACAGUUCGACGCAAUGGCGCGCGUUCCACUUCUUAGUGUAGUUCAAGAUCGCACGACGUUCUCCGCGCUUCGGAUGACGCUGAUGCUGAUGGCGAUGCAAACGCUAUCUGGAUGUUUCGCCCUCAUGAACUAUGCAGCUGACGUGUUCCAGCGCGCGGGCACUGAGUGGAGACCCAACACGUUGGCGCUCUUCAUGGGGUCCUUGCAACUGGCCGGGUCUUUCUUCACGACAGUUUCGAUAGAAAAAUUUGGGAGAAAGAUACCACUAGCUUGCAGUUCCCUUGUAGUAUCGGUGUGCAUGACGACAUUAGCGACUUGCUUCCUCCUCGGCAAGGGCAUCGUGACCUGGCUGCCGGUCACGGCUGUCUGCGUCUGUAUACUCGCGUAUGGAGCUGGCUUAGCUCCAGUACCUUUGGUGAUAAUGGCUGAAGUGUUCCCUUUCCAGGUCCGAGCCCGCAUGGCAGGUGCAUCAAUGGCAUUCUCAUUCUUCUGUAGCUCGAUGACAGUUCUCUUCUACACACCCGUGGCAGACCAGUUUGGGGCUUACGUAGUCUUCUAUAGCUUCGCCGCGGUGACCUUCUUUGGGGUCGUGUACACUGUGCUGUGGGUACCAGAGACGAAAGGGAAGAGUCUAGAAGAGAUACAUAAGUACUGGAAGAAGACUGAGCCUGUUUUCGUUUGA
Molecule: messenger RNA, 1386 nt
Organism: Arctia plantaginis
Lineage: Eukaryota; Metazoa; Arthropoda; Insecta; Lepidoptera; Erebidae
Source: the annotation of a GenBank genome assembly